AUGUCUCCCCGUGGCACUACGAGCUGGUCGGAGCGAGAAGAAGAGAGCCUUCUUCCCUGGUUGGAUGAGAACCGCGCAUUGCCGUGGAAAGCCCUUCCGGAGGCAUACAGUGAGAAAUUCGGUGUGAAUCGUACCGUUGAGUCACUACGUGGGAAAAAAUACCAUAUCCUGCGGAAGAAAGGUUGCACAAACGCCCGAUCUCUGAACACUCGAGGUCGCCGUAAACGACCAGGGCCACCAGGGCCAAGACGCCGCGCGGUUGAAAAGAAGGCUUCACACUCAGACGCCAUAGUCAAAGCUGCACCACACAGCAACAUUGACCAGUGGUUCGAGACAAUCCUCACUUCUGAAUUGUUUUCUGCUGAUAGCAGCGAAUCAAUGCUCGAAGAAGGCUCGAUUUCAGGUAUGAGGCCCAAAAUCAUGUCUAAAUGCAUGCUAAUCUCUCGCAUAGAUCACUUGAAGCCAGCGCUGACGAGUUCACUUCCCAAGACAUCACGAUCAUCAUCGUGGAUCUGGGAAUAUGUACAUCGUGUCUGCGCUAUUGGGAAGGUGAAUCUGUAUAGUUAG
Messenger RNA from Penicillium verhagenii, 567 nucleotides. RefSeq lists its product as uncharacterized. Lineage: Eukaryota; Fungi; Ascomycota; Eurotiomycetes; Eurotiales; Aspergillaceae. The transcript has a single exon. The record is from RefSeq and is a predicted model, not a curated record. The coding region runs from base 1 to 567 and encodes 188 amino acids.